Messenger RNA from Schistosoma intercalatum, 1062 nucleotides. NCBI's taxonomy places the organism in Eukaryota, Metazoa, Platyhelminthes, Trematoda, Strigeidida, Schistosomatidae. The record is from the annotation of a GenBank genome assembly.
GGGCAAUGUCAUAGUGAUUUGUCGCCUGUCUACUUUUAGAUAGUCAUUAUGGACUCCUCUGACCUACAUCUUGCAAUUGAUUAUGUUGGAUCAUGUGGUAUCGUUUUGACACCUGAACAAAAGGCGACGCUUAAUACAACACUGACUAUUUUGAGGCACGAAAACAAGUUCUCGUAUGUGUCGUUUUGGGGUAUAAUUCGAGGAAUCAAUGGAGACUAUUUCAUUGCUCAAGGAAUAGGCAAAGAUGUAUUAAAAGAAAAAACAAAUCUGUACAGUAAAGAUUGCACAACAUGGGGGUUGUUACCGGUACCAGGGAAACAAGAUAUAGAAAAAAGUAAACUUUUCAAAAUGAGACUAACAGGUGAUCCUUCACAUGAAGCUGAAUACGUUGAGGUGAAACAAAUGCCAGGAGAAGGUGAUGAGCUUGUCGAGACUGAAGAACUUAUAACAAUGAAAGAAGAAGAUAGACUUGCUGCUAUUAUUUACCGCAUGGAAGAGGAGGUUGUUAUUGUUCCACGUGGUGCAUUUAUACGAAUGUACAACGGACAAGUUGUGAGAAACAAAUCUUUUGAAGGUUUAACUUGUGCUGAGGCUUCAAAGCUAUUAUCAUACUUUCAUUGUCGGCCUCCUGUAAAUAUGUCUAACAAACCAUUAGCCGAAAGAGCAAAGCUGGAUAAAGCCAUCGAUUUUUUAGAUACUAUUGAGGAUGAUAAUCCUGAAGGUUGUUGGGUGAUUCAAUUUGAACGUGGAGGCAACCUUGUUCUGGUCAAAAGUCUUUUAUGGAUUGGAUAUGUUUUAUAUCACUUACCAGGUACAAACAAAUAUGGAUCAAUUUAUGUUGGAACUGGUGAAUAUAACAUUGAUCUCCCAUUUAUGAUAUAAUGCAAAAAAAACAUUGAAAUAUUUGUAUACAAAUACUUAAAAAAGUUGAUUGGAAUGAAAAACUAGUUUGUGUAUUUGUUUAUUUGAUUACUCUUAAUGUAAUUGAAGAAACAACAGGCCGGAAAUAUCUAACACAUCAAAAUAUCACAGGAAUAUAUUAGAAAUACAUUUAAUGACCAG